UACUAUCUGUCUUUCUCUGUCUCUGCACUUACAUUUAUUUAUUCAUGUACUGCUUUUCUGCUAUAUAGUAAGAGUAGGACAAAACAAAAAAUUAUUUCUAUGCCAGACGACAUGAGUAUUUCUGUAAAUGGACAAUCUCAAGUUCCACCUGGAUUUAGAUUCCAUCCAACAGAAGAGGAACUACUUCAGUACUACUUGAAGAAGAAAGUUGCAAAUGAGAAAAUUGAUUUGGAUGUUAUCCAAGAAGUUGAUCUCAAUAAGCUUGAGCCUUGGGAUAUUCAAGAGAAAUGCAAAAUUGGAUCAACUCCACAAAAUGAUUGGUAUUUUUUCAGUCACAAGGAUAAGAAGUAUCCAACAGGUACAAGGACAAACAGAGCAACUGCUGCUGGAUUUUGGAAAGCUACUGGGCGUGACAAAGUCAUAUAUUCUAAUUCUAGAAGGAUUGGUAUGAGAAAAACUCUGGUUUUCUACAAAGGCAGAGCUCCUCAUGGCCAAAAAUCUGACUGGAUUAUGCAUGAGUAUAGAUUGGAUGAUCACAUCAAUGAUCACUCUUGUAAUAUCGUUUGUAAUGUUGCAAUGGGAGAGUCAACACAAGAAGAAGGUUGGGUUGUUUGUCGCAUAUUCAAGAAGAAAAAUCACUUCAAAUCUCUUGAAAUGGUCAAUCCCUCAAUUUCAGACACAAGAAUAAAUCAAAGACUCUAUCCUAAUGAUGAAGGAGCUUUAGAACAACUACUUCAAUAUAUGAGAAAUACAUGCAAAGAAGAAAACCAUGCAAAUUAUGACAUUAAUUUCAAUGACAAAUUCAUGCAACUUCCAACCCUAGAUAGCCCAAAUUCCUCUUAUGGAGAUUUUCCAAAGUCUAUAAAUUCUGAAGGAGGUUUGAAUAAUUGGAUUGCAGUUGAUCGUCUUGUUGCUUCACAUCUUAAUGGCCAAACAAAUGAUAAUUAUAAUCAUGAUUAUCAGCACCAAUACAGUAGCAAUGGGGGAGGUGGCAGUACUCAUAAUCAUGAUUAUAAUGAAGAGUGUGAUCUUUGGAAUUUUUCAAGAGUAUCAACUAAUGAUCACUCGUUAUGCCACGUGUCUAAUAUUCCUGUUUGAUGGGACGAACCGAAGGAAGACAAUUAUUAUACUUAAUAAUCAUGUCAUGUAUUGUCAUAAUGUUUAAUCAUGAUAUUAUAUGUUUGAUGUAAAUAAUAUAUACUCUUUCACAUAAUUAAAGUUGGGUCUAUAGAAGAUGGAGUGGCUUUUUAAUCCAUUGUAAAUAAAUUUACUACAACGUUUAUUGUGGUAGUCGGCAGCUAGCAUUGAGUGUUA
Nicotiana attenuata is the source of this 1314-nucleotide messenger RNA. RefSeq names its product NAC domain-containing protein 43-like. The coding region runs from base 100 to 1098 and encodes 332 amino acids. The record is from RefSeq and is a predicted model, not a curated record. Gene Ontology annotation, molecular function: DNA binding. Lineage: Eukaryota; Viridiplantae; Streptophyta; Magnoliopsida; Solanales; Solanaceae. Gene Ontology annotation, biological process: regulation of DNA-templated transcription. The transcript is spliced from 3 exons.